GGGAAUGCAAACUAGUUUAGUUUUUAUUAAGAUUUCUAAAUAUCCUCAUCAGAUAUUUCAGGGAUCACAGUGUAUGAGGAGCUGUAACGUUGGAGCUCUGCGCGGAGUUCUUGACUUUUGUCUCUUCGCGUCCACCGUACACAGCAGAAUCAAAAUGGCUGCCCCUGUGGACAACGAUCUGGUUGAACGUGAUUUGCCCAACGCGGUGAGCCUGCUGAAGAGUCUGACAGAGCAGGUUGCCUUGGUCACCAUUCAUGUCAGAGAGCUGCUGACUAAAGUCAAGGAUGGGACGUUUGAGACCUCAAAGGGUCUGUCUUUCUUGGACCUGCGGUAUCACCUGCUGCUCUUCUACCUCCAAGACCUCACUCACCUGAUCAGCCUGAAGACAGAGGGAGUGAAAAUGAAGGACAACGAAGCCUUGAACAGAGUGGUCACGAUAAGAACGGUCCUGGAGAAGAUGCGGCCGCUCGAUCACAAGCUCAAGUACCAGAUCGAUAAACUGGUGCGUACGGCGGUCACCGGGAGUCUGGCUGAAAAUGACCCGCUGCAGCUACGGCCCAACCCUGAGAACCUCAUGAGCAAGCUGAGUGAGUCUGAAGAGUCUGACGGUGAGGCGGAGGAUAAAACAGCCUCAGAGAAGAAAGCUGCACCCUUUGGAAGAAAAUACGUGCCUCCAAAGAUCGCUGCGGUGCAUUACGACGGGGACUUGACAGAAGCAGACAAGAAGAAGGCUCAGGCGGAGCGGCAGCGGCGGGCCGCUCUCAGAAGUUCUGUGAUCCAGGAGCUGAGGCAGCAGUACAGCGACGCUCCUGAGGAGAUCAGGGAGAAGAGAGACUUCCAGAGCGCGCGCGAGGGCCGAGAGGAGCUACACAGGAAACAUUAUGAGGAGUCCAUGAUGGUGCGUCUCAACAUGCCCAAAAAUCAGAGGAACUCCAAAAAGAGGGGCAUGGGCAUGUCGGGCCAGCUGAGUGGUAUCACACACUUCGGUGACAUCACAGCACUGACGGGCGGCGACGGAGGACAGGAUGGAGACAACUUUCGGCCCAAGAAGAAGAAGAAACUCAUGAAGAAGAAUACCAAAAGAAAAGCUUUCAGGAAGCAAAGAUAGACCUGAAGCACCGGGUCCAGGGAUGCAAGAGGAUCAGAGGAUCAUCAUCAUGUUGUUUAUAUCAAAGGAUUUAGUUAUCAAUAAGUCAGUGAAACUACAGUAAUGAAUCCCAGAUGACUUUUAGAAUGUUCAGUGUGUGUGAAUAAAGUUGACUUUGACUCCUGUA
Messenger RNA from Notolabrus celidotus (New Zealand spotty), 1274 nucleotides. It is a transcript of the gene ngdn, whose product is annotated as neuroguidin, EIF4E binding protein. Gene Ontology annotation, biological process: maturation of SSU-rRNA from tricistronic rRNA transcript (SSU-rRNA, 5.8S rRNA, LSU-rRNA). The transcript is spliced from 11 exons. Gene Ontology annotation, cellular component: small-subunit processome; nucleolus. Bases 5 to 1108 code for a protein of 367 amino acids. NCBI's taxonomy places the organism in Eukaryota, Metazoa, Chordata, Actinopteri, Labriformes, Labridae. The record is from RefSeq and is a predicted model, not a curated record.